This is a messenger RNA of Cannabis sativa, 468 nucleotides long. RefSeq lists its product as uncharacterized. Bases 1 to 468 code for a protein of 155 amino acids. The transcript has 2 exons. NCBI's taxonomy places the organism in Eukaryota, Viridiplantae, Streptophyta, Magnoliopsida, Rosales, Cannabaceae. The record is from RefSeq and is a predicted model, not a curated record.
AUGGAACCGAAAAAUCUAAUAAAACCUACUUGCUCUUCUUCUUCAUCUUCUUCUUCAAGAAAAUCUAUUUUCAAAGACAACAAUGGAAGAUCUUGUACGAGUUUCAAGGAGAGUGUUAGUUCAAAUGAGUUUGUGGACAAGAAAAGUGGUGGUUUAAGGUUAAAGGAGGAGAGUACAUAUUGUCGUAGAGACAAAUACGACAACAAAAAUGAAGAGUUUGUUCAUGAGUACGAGACCAAACUCAAGUUUACUCAUCUUUCUUAUCCUAACAACCAACAACACCUCAACUAUUAUAAUGCUCAUCAUGAUGAUGAUGAAGAUGAAGAUGAAGAGGAUGAUGAUGAUUUAGAAGAAGAUGGUGAUAAUGAAGGAUUUGAUGAUGAUGAUGAUGAUGAUGAUGAUGAUGGUGAUUAUGAUGAUGGUGAUUAUGAUGAUUAUAAUGACGAUGGUGAUUAUGAUGAUGACUAA